This is a messenger RNA of Alternaria atra, 633 nucleotides long. RefSeq lists its product as uncharacterized. The transcript has a single exon. The record is from RefSeq and is a predicted model, not a curated record. The coding region runs from base 1 to 633 and encodes 210 amino acids. Lineage: Eukaryota; Fungi; Ascomycota; Dothideomycetes; Pleosporales; Pleosporaceae.
AUGAUUCCAUCCCACUUGAACAACUCCGUGGACAACACCCGCAAUGCCAUUUCUCCUAACGAUGCGUUCCGUCGUUUACGUUGGUCUAUCUUUGAAGACGUAUCUAACAUCCGCGUUCUUGAUGAUCCUCAAAUGCUGGAUUCCCCCUUCUCUAGAACGCAAAAUCCCAGCUUCUCGCCUUUCGUCGGUCACGCAAUCGCAACAGAACCAGCCUCCCAGAUUCCUCUUACAGAGAUUGCAUUCAGUAUCUCAGACCUAGUUAACUACGCCUGUGAGCUUCCAUCUGAGCUCAACAUCUACACGGAACCAGAAGACUUGCGCGUUCGCAGAGCAGACGGCGGCAUCGUCACCGUUGCAGAUGUCGUUGAACAACUCUCGGCCUACUUCAUAACCUACAAGGAAGACAUACUUUUGGCCAAAGACUGUAGCGAGCAGCGAACCCGCUACGCACAUGAGAGAAAGGUAUACAAUGACAAUGUUCCUAGCCCCGGCGAAGACAAGGAGAUUCCAGCCGAUCCUGACGUCUUUUUUGAUGGAUUUUUCGGUAUCAUAGAGCCCACUAUGUCAUCACUUCCGGUAGAGUUAUGGACCGCAGAAGAUGGCUCAAGCUACAAUCCUGUACUGCCUUCAUAG